AUGAGUGCCUUUCUCUCCAGUCAACAGUACGGCAAAGACAAGGUCCGUUUAGUCAAGGUUACUGAUCUGCCUGCCUCGACUGCUCACGGUGCUACGAAUCUCAAACAUCAACAUGUUCAGGAACUAACUUGCAGAGUGUUGCUUGCUGGUGCUCAAUUCGAGACUUCUUAUACUAAAGCCGACAAUCGUUUGGUCGUUCCCACCGACACUGUCAAAAACACAAUCUAUUACCUUGCACAAACUACUCAGGAUACCCUGGAAGAUAUUGAAUCUUUUGCCAAAGUGAUAGGCAGACAUUUCAUCAAGCAAUAUGCUCACGUCGAGGAAGUGCAUGUUCGAAUUCAUGCCCAUAACUGGACUCGCAUUCAAACAUCAACCCUGGAACCUGUGCCAACACUUGCUCAUCCCCAUUCAUUUUAUCGUGCUGGUGAGCAAAAGCGCACAACCAAUGUCGUUGCUACAAGGGUUCAAUCUCGUGCUGAUGCCAUGAUCAAGUUCUCCAUUGCAUCUGGCAUCAGCGAUCUUUACGUUCUAAAGUCUUCGGGCUCUUCGUUUGAAGACUAUCAUUUGGAUAAACUGACUACUCUUCCACCCAUGUCGGAGCGUGUACUCUCUACCGACAUCACUGCCACAUGGACCUUUCCGGAUUCCGUCGAAUCGCUUACCCAAAACCCGUCCAAACCUACUUUUACUCCAACAUUUCAUACUAUCAAACAAAUCACUUUGGAUCUGUUUGCCAACCAUAACUCACCCUCUGUUCAAAACACAUUGUACAGAAUGGGUGAGUUGGUUCUUGCUUCCUGUCCUCAUGUAAAGGAUAUUACCUAUGAAUUACCAAAUAAGCAUGUUUUUGUGUAUGAUUUGAAACGAUUUGGUGUGACAAACCAAACCGGUGGUGCCUCGACAGUGUAUUAUCCUGUCGCUGAUCCUUCUGGUCUGAUCACCGCUACUAUUUCCCGCAGUCGCGCCAAGCUCUAG
Batrachochytrium dendrobatidis JAM81 is the source of this 978-nucleotide messenger RNA. RefSeq lists its product as uncharacterized. Gene Ontology annotation, molecular function: urate oxidase activity. Bases 1 to 978 code for a protein of 325 amino acids. The transcript is spliced from 2 exons. Gene Ontology annotation, cellular component: peroxisome. Gene Ontology annotation, biological process: purine nucleobase catabolic process; urate catabolic process. NCBI's taxonomy places the organism in Eukaryota, Fungi, Chytridiomycota, Chytridiomycetes, Rhizophydiales. The record is from RefSeq and is a predicted model, not a curated record.